Molecule: messenger RNA, 955 nt
Organism: Nicrophorus vespilloides
Lineage: Eukaryota; Metazoa; Arthropoda; Insecta; Coleoptera; Silphidae
Product: protein app1-like
Exons: 2
Coding region: 284-922 (212 amino acids)
Source: RefSeq, a predicted model, not a curated record
UAAAGCAAAUUGUCAGAAGUAUUACGCACAGUGAUAAAAAAAAAUUAAUGUGCUCGUUACGAUGAAUAUUGAUGGACGGCCGCCUACGACGGACUGGUGAAAUUUUUAAUUGUUUCCGAUCACGUAAAUACAACGAGAUCAUCAAAAUUUCACUUCCCUAAUUUGAAAUCGAUACCAUUCUCUGCCCGUUGGGUGGGAACGAUAUAAAUACCGAACAACUCCAAAUCACAAACCAUCAAACACUCAUCAAUCCACCCGGACAAACCAAAUCCAAAAUCCAAAUAUGAACACUUUGAAGUUUGCCGUUGCCUUUAUACUGGCUGUAGCAGGAUCCAUCGAGGGGGGCUUUUUACCAGCAGCCCCUGGAAUCACCUACACUAAGGCCAUUCCGUACAACGUACCACCCUUUGCGUCGAGCAUCAGCAUUUUCAAAACAUUCCCCAGGACACAGAUCAUCGCUCCAUCUCCUGCUCUGGUGCCACCUUUCGUCCAUCAUCCUCAAGUAGCUGCUGUCGCCCCAGCUCCGAUUGUACCACACCUUGCUCCAGCUCCAGCUGCCGUCGUUCCACACUUCGCUCCAGCUGUACCACACUUUGCUCCAGCGACCGCUGCUGUCGUUCCUCAUGUUGCUGCUGCUCCAGUGGUUCCUCAUUUAGCCCCAGCACCAGUGGUUCCUCACUUUGCUCCAGCUCCAGUGGUUCCUCACUUUGCCCCAGCUCCAGUUGUUCCCCACUUUGCCGCUCCAGCACCAGUGGUUCCUCAAUUCGCUGCUGCAGUUCCGGCCGUCUACCCUCAUCAUGUAGCAGCCGCCGGUCCAGCCUACUAUCCUCAAUUCGCUAAAGUAGUUCCUCAAUUCGGAGCCGUUGCUGCUCCAGUGCCACAUGCGUACCAUCCAGGAUUCGUCGCAAAAGCCUUAGUGUAAUCGGCCAGAGCCAGUAUUAGAGCAUUAUUUUAG